AUGUCGGUGAUUCUGGAGACAUCGCUGGGAGACAUCACGAUUGAUCUAUAUGUAGAACAACGUCCUAGAUGCUGUCUAAAUUUUUUAAAGCUAUGUAAACUGAAAAAAUUUAACUACAACUUAAUUCACACCAGAAAUUUCGUUGCUCAAACCGGAGAUCCAACAGGAACUGGUCGAGGUGGCGAGUCAGUGUUCAAAUGUUUAUACGGAGAUCAAGCCACUUACUUUGAGGCCGAGACAAAGCCUCGUAUAAAACACACAAAAUUAGGAUUAGUUUCUAUGAUUAACGAUGGCAAUGGCAGACAUGGAUCUCAAUUUCUGAUAACUCUGACGGAGGAUACAGAUUAUUUGGACACACAAAAUCACACUGUGUUUGGUGAGGUGGUCGAGGGUUUUGAUGUUCUUGAAAAGUUGAACAACACAAUCACCGACAAGGACAACAAACCUUACAAACAUAUAAGGAUAUUUCACACGGUGGUCAUUGAUGACCCUUUGGACGAUCCAGAUGGAUUGCUUGAAUAUAUUCCGCAGAGAUCACCAACUCCAUUGAAAGAACAGUUGGAUGAUUGCAGAAUUGACGUGGAUGAAGAGGUCGAUGAUGAGAAAGGUUUGAAAGCAGAAGAAAUUGAAGAGAGGUACAAGGAAAGGGAAGCAAAUGCCAACGCUCAAAUAUUAGAGAUGGUUGGUGACAUACCGUUCGCAGACGUGAAGCCGCCUGAUAAUGUUUUGUUUGUCUGCAAGCUGAAUCCCGUUACCACAGAGGAAGACUUGGAAGUUAUAUUUUCUAGAUUUGGACCAAUAACUAGCUGUGAAGUUAUCAAAGAUUAUAAAACCCAAGAAUCCUUACAGUAUGCCUUCAUCGAAUUUCAGAACACUGAAGAUUGUGAAAAAGCUUAUUUCAAGAUGGACAACGUUUUAAUUGAUGAUAGGAGGAUACACGUGGAUUUCAGUCAGUCAGUCAGCAAAAUUAAAUGGAUCAAAAAAGGUUUGUCAGUCUAUAGGAACCGAGCACAAAUUAUGCUGAGUCCGAUUAUUUCAACUGUAUAA
This is a messenger RNA of Helobdella robusta, 1047 nucleotides long. RefSeq lists its product as hypothetical. Gene Ontology annotation, cellular component: nucleus. Bases 1 to 1047 code for a protein of 348 amino acids. Gene Ontology annotation, biological process: protein peptidyl-prolyl isomerization. The transcript has 9 exons. The record is from RefSeq and is a predicted model, not a curated record. Lineage: Eukaryota; Metazoa; Annelida; Clitellata; Rhynchobdellida; Glossiphoniidae. Gene Ontology annotation, molecular function: peptidyl-prolyl cis-trans isomerase activity; RNA binding.